Dermatophagoides pteronyssinus (European house dust mite) is the source of this 805-nucleotide messenger RNA. Its product is annotated as very long chain fatty acid elongase 6-like. Gene Ontology annotation, molecular function: fatty acid elongase activity. Gene Ontology annotation, cellular component: endoplasmic reticulum membrane. Gene Ontology annotation, biological process: sphingolipid biosynthetic process; very long-chain fatty acid biosynthetic process; fatty acid elongation, polyunsaturated fatty acid. Lineage: Eukaryota; Metazoa; Arthropoda; Arachnida; Sarcoptiformes; Pyroglyphidae. The record is from RefSeq and is a predicted model, not a curated record.
GAAAGUGAUCAAAGAAUAACACCAUCCAUCAACCAUGAUUAAAGGUUAUUUAUUUAUCAUUAUUAUCUUUGCAUUGAUGAUUCGAUUUGAUGAUCGAAUACCAUUUCUUGAAACCGAAUGGUUUCAAUCAUAUUGGACUAUUUCGAUACCAAUUGCCUUUAUUUACGUUUUUUUGAUUGUUUGGCUGCCGAACAGAAUACAAAAACCCAUGAAAUGUACCAAAUAUCUACAGUUAUGGAAUUUUACAUUAACAAUUUUUUCCAUAUCGGCCACCUAUCGUUUGGGUUGGAAUUUUUUCGAUAAAAUUUAUCAACAUGGAUUUCGAGCUACUUAUUGUGAUCGUGAUUAUCAUCAUGAUCGUCGAGUUUAUUAUUGGUAUUUUUUGUUUGUAAGCUCAAAAGUAUUCGAAAUGGGUGAUACAAUGUUUUUAUUGGCCAGCCAAAAACAUGUAAGAUUUAUACAUUGGUUUCAUCAUGUAUUAACAAUGAUUUAUUCAUGGUAUAUUGCUGUUUAUCUGCCGGCAAUUGGACGAUGGAUGAGCACAAUGAAUGUAACCAUUCAUUCAUUAAUGUAUGGUUAUUAUUUCAUACGAAGUUGUCGAAUACGUCUGCCUAGUUUUAUUGCCAUCACUGUAACCAUUUUACAAACAUCACAAAUGUUUAUCGGUUUAAUUAUCAAUUUAUUAGCAUUAUAUGAAAAAUUGAUUCGAUCAGAUGACCAUUGUUCAAAUGGUGGUUAUACUAUUGAAUCAGGUCUUAUCAUGUAUAUUAUCUAUGUUUUUCUAUUUAUACGUUUAUUUCGAAAA